AUGGAAAGAGGAGGACGGGCCCGCAGAGCCCGUGAGAACAAGGGGCCUGAGGAAGGGGCGAGUCCCGGGGGUACCGAGGGGCGGCCGGGGGAGCCCGGGGAGGCCCGAGGGGACGGGGACGGGGGCGAUGCCGCGGCCCCGCUCCAGGUACCUGAGGCGCUCCCGGCUCCGCCGUCCGGGAGCUGCGGCCCAGGGCCCCCCGGCCCGGCCCUUCCCGGGGCCCGGAGCGUGUCGGGGCCCCCGGCCCGGCCCUGGCCCUGCCCGGCCCGGCGGGUCCGGGGGUCCCCGGUGGGGCCCGGAGCGAUCGGGGCCGGGCCGGGCCCGCCGGAGCAGCCGCACCGCCAGCAACGCGCGGCCGCCAGGGGGCGCCAGGGGGGCGCGGCGGAGCACGGGGGCGGGGCCUUGGGGGCGGGGCUUGGUUUUCCCAGCCCAGGCUCCUCCAUUCCCUCGCGUUCUCCGGAGCAGGGCGGGACGGCGGCCAAGCCCGGAGCGGCGGAACCCGGGGCCCGGAGCGCCGGGAAAGGACAGCUCAUGUCCCUGCCGAGCCCUGCAUGGCCCCAGCGGGACCAGCCCUCCCCGUGCAGCGCCAGCACCGCUCUGCCCCCGGCCUCGUCCGAUAGCGACUCCGGCUGUGCCCUGGAAGAGUACCUGGAACCUUCCGUGGACCCCGCGCCCCCCGAGGUCCUGCCGUGCUUCGGGCCCCGCUCGCCGCAGCCUGGCUCUGCCCCUGACAGGACCCGGCUCCGUGCCAGAGCCCUCCUGCAGCAGCUGCCUCCUCAGGACUGCGAUGAGCGGUACUGCCCCGACCUGGCCGAGGAGGAGCGGAGGCAGCUCCGAGCCUUCAGCGCCCGCCGCAGGCAGGAGGCUCUGGGACAGGGCCUGGCGUGUCCCGUGCCAGGUCCCUGCCACGGCUGUCCCUGCAGGAAGUGCGGCCGGAGGCUGAACAAAGGGGACCCGGGGAUUUCGGCGUCUCGCCUGGGGGACCAGUUCUGGCACCCGUCCUGCUUCUCCUGCCACUUCUGCCACCAGCAGCUGGUGGAUCUCAUCUACUUCCAGCAGGAUGGGAGGAUCUACUGCGGCCGGCACCACGCCGAGCUCUUCCGACCCCGCUGUGCCUCCUGCGACCAGCUCAUCUUCAUGGAGGAGUGCAUCGAGGCCGAGGGCCGGCGCUGGCACCUGGAGCACUUCUGCUGCCUGGAGUGUGACGAGCCCCUGCGCGGGCAGCGCUACGUGAUGAGGAGCGGCCGGCCGUGCUGCCGGAGCUGCUUCGAGAGCCUCUUUGCCGAGCCGUGCCAGGCGUGCGGGGACCCCAUCGGUGCUGACAGCGAGGAGGUCACACACCAGGGGCUGCACUGGCACGCCCGAGCCUCCUGCUUCUGCUGCAGCCUGUGCCGAAAGGCGCUGCGGGGACAGCCCCUCACCUGCCGCCGCGGCCGCCUCUUCUGCUCCGACACCUGCAGCCGCGGCCAGGACGCCUCUUCCACCGCCUCCGACUCCUCCGACUCGGCUUUCGCCUCCGCUCCAUCCCCCGACUCCACGCCGCUGUCCCGAGCCGGCAGGAGCCCGGCGGCGGGGGGCUGCAGGCAGCGCGGGGAAGGGGCCGAGGAGUUUUUGGACCAGCCCCAAGUGCACCCCGCGUUCAGGAGCCCCGAGGAUCUCGGAGCAGCCGCACGGGAGAGGAGCAGUGAUGCUGCCAAGGAGCACUCGGGGGUGCUGGGACCCCCAGCCGGCCACCCCUCAGCCCCCCAGCCCAGCCCAGAGCGCCCCAACGAGCCUGGAGCCUUGGGCCACCCGCUUUUGGGGGGCCCUGACCCCCGAACAGCCGCAGGCAAUGGAAACCCACAGUUCCAAUUGGGCGCGUCCCCUCCCCGACACGGCCCCCGGGCAGAGGAUGGCACGGAGGAGGAUGACUCCUGGUGUCCCACCUGCUCCUCAUCUUCGGACUCAGACUCGGAGGAGGAAGGUUUCUUUUUUGGGAAGCCCAUCCCCAAACCCGGGAUGAAUUCCCUGGGCAGAGAGCCCCAAGGAAGGGGCAGGGGCAGGACGGCCAAGCACUGCAGUGUGUCCUAACAGCGGCGCCGGGGGUCCCCGAGUGGCACUGCCAGGUCCUGCCACGUCCUGCCAGGUCCUGCCACGGCCUCAACGCGUUCCAAGAGCGUCCUGGACACGGCCCAAGGCGGGUGGGAGAAGCUGCUGGGAUCCUUCCCCCCCGGCAGCUGCUGGCAGAGCAGAGCCUGCAAUUCCUGCCAGCCUCUCCCACAAUUAGGAACAGGUAAAGCAGGAAGGGAGCGGGGCCGGCAGCCCGGGCUGGGCCUCC
Molecule: messenger RNA, 2317 nt
Organism: Sturnus vulgaris (Common starling)
Lineage: Eukaryota; Metazoa; Chordata; Aves; Passeriformes; Sturnidae
Source: RefSeq, a predicted model, not a curated record